Messenger RNA from Triticum turgidum subsp. durum (durum wheat), 1239 nucleotides. NCBI's taxonomy places the organism in Eukaryota, Viridiplantae, Streptophyta, Magnoliopsida, Poales, Poaceae. The record is from the annotation of a GenBank genome assembly.
AUGAGGGUUGCAGCAGCAGGACGCACCUCCUUGUUCCUCGUCCUGCCGCUGCUGCUGCUUCUUGUGGUAUCGGCCACAGUUCGUUCUGCGGCGGCGGCGGCGACCAAGGUGUGGAAAGGGGAAGGGACUCGAUACAGCGUCAUGGCUUUCCAUGCCGCUGGGGACGGCGUGACGGAUGAUACCAAGGCGUUCGAGGAGACAUGGGACUCUGCGUGCAGGGACAGCGGCGGAGCCAACGUGUACGUCCCUGUGGGAAGGACCUUCUUGCUGCGCGACGCCACUUUCAACGGGCCCUGCAAGUCACCCAUCACGAUGCAGGUGGACGGGGACAUCGUGGCGCCAAGCACCCUCUGGCAGCUAAAAUCGUCAAGCGUGCUGACCUUCCACGAGGUCGACAACCUGACGGUGGACGGCAGCGGCCAGAUCGACGGCCGAGGCGCCCCGUGGUGGGAUUGCCACAACCACAAGAAAUGCAGUGUCCGGCCAAUGCUGGUGUCAUUCUCGUUCUGCAACGGUCUACGGGUGACCAACAUACGCCUCAAGGACAGCGCCCUCAAGCACAUCAGCGUGUACAGGUGCAGCCAGGCGCUGGUGCACAACGUCUCCAUCUCCGCGCCCUGCGACAGCCCUAACACGGACGGGAUCACCAUUGGGGCCUCCGACCAUGUCCGCGUCUCCUCUUCCUCCAUCAAGUCCGGUGAUGAUUGUGUGUCGAUUAUAACGGAAACCACCGAUGUCAACGUCACUGACAUCACGUGUGGGCCCGGUCAUGGCAUCAGUGUGGGAAGCCUUGGAGGUGCUGGUGAAGGCCCAGCGAUGGUGGAGAGGAUUACAGUAUCCAACUGCAACUUCUUUAACACGACGAACGGUGUCAGGAUCAAAUCUUGGCAGGGCGGGCAAGGCAAAGCGAGCGGAUUCAUUUUCAGGGACCUCAACAUGACUGAAGUCCAACAUCCUAUCGACAUCGACCAGUUCUAUUGUCCACAUGGAAACUGUCCAGAACGGCAAGGUGGUGUGGCCAUAACGGACGCGAGGUUCAUCAACAUCCAUGGGACGUCCUCCGAGCGAGAGGCUAUCAAGAUCAUGUGCAGCAAUAGCGUGCCGUGCCACGACAUCUAUCUCGAUAAUGUCGACCUAUCAUGGUGUAAACACACUGCUCCACCAAAAGCCAAGAUUAUGAAUGCCCAUGGGAGCGUCGCGGGCAAGGUGAAGCCACAAGUGCAGUUCUUGGGCCGUUGA